AAAUUCACGCUUAGAUGGGUGUCAAAGCAAGGAGUUGUGUGGGGAGCGGUGGUUGACGGCUUGGAACAUUCCAAGCGCACAAUCGAUAGUGCACCCACCAUGGACGAGCGGAAGACAUCUUUCCUACAGAGACUUUUCAACAACCUGCUCUGCUGUACUCGAGAGCAAAGGAGGGAUGUCAUAGUAUACCCUCCACUACCUACUCCG
Messenger RNA from Linum tenue, 207 nucleotides. NCBI's taxonomy places the organism in Eukaryota, Viridiplantae, Streptophyta, Magnoliopsida, Malpighiales, Linaceae. The record is from the annotation of a GenBank genome assembly.